UCGUAGAGAAGUGUGUCAUUCCGAUUUUCAUGCCAGUAAUUACAUUAUUUCGAGCUACAAAUCGGUCGUUUAUAACGGAAAAAGGAUUAAUCGUUGUUCAUUAUUGGAUUACAAUUCAUAAAGCUGCUAUGGGUGAAUAAAAAUGGGCAAAACGGGGAGUAAACACGUGCAUAGAACGCGGUGUGAUUCCCUGGCUCCAUCAGAGUGCUUUCUUGUGAACGCGCACUUAAACAAAGCCUGGGAAGACCAGAUUUGGAAGAAAACAACCAAGACUGGUUACAACCUUGCCAACUACAACAUGAACCAGUCCAUGUCGGAACUGUCAAUUUGCCUGGAAGAUAAGCAAGACAACACAGACAAAAAGGACAACAACAGUGAUUCUAAUGUCCCUUUAAAAGUUGACUUGCCACCAGUUAAGUUGGAGAAUGGUUCGGGAAAAGUGUUCACCUUCGAUCAGUUAGAGGACCUUGAAAAGGCAGAUAAGCCGGCGUCCAGGCUAAAUAUAGAGGAAUUUGAAUGUGGUGUGCAUUUUGGGGGAGGAGAGAAUUCCAAGCAGGAGUGGUCUUUCACAUUGUAUGACUUUGAUGGACAUGGGAAAAUUACAAAAGAGGAUUUGGUUGGGCUUCUGAAAGCCCUCUACGAUGCCAUUGGCUCCUCCAUAAAGAUCCCAAAUAAUGGAACUAAGACCCUUAAACUGCGCCUCAGUGUUGGCCAGGAAACACAAAUGAAUGGGGACGCAAACCAAACAUCUCUGGGUAAGAGUGACAAACCAAACAAUCAAAAGGAGGAAAAAGAGGUGAAAACUACCCCAAAGAAAAAAGAUAGUGCCAAAGUGAAGGAAAGUGACCUUUCUAAGGCAAAAGAAAGUCCUAUUAGCAAAACUAAGGAAAAUAUUAAGCAAAAAGACUCUUCUCGAGCAAAAGUGAAGGAAAUUUCUCGACUGAACAAUUUGGUUGGAAGUAGAGGUGCUCCAAAGUGCAACAAUGAAACACAGGCUCAGAGCAAGAUGGCUGCCAAAGAGCGACUGGGUUCCCACAAACACAAGGAGCUGGUUAGUCUGGUGGAGGAAAAUAUGGAGCGCAACCAUGUGAAGCCUCUCAGACGUCACCAUAGCGAUUGCCGCGGUUGCCGGGUUGAGACUCCGCUCAAGAGGCAGCAGCGAUCAGCGCAGACAACAAACACGGCAAAAGACAACAACUCUAAGCAGAGGCAGACGACAAUCUCUGCUGCUACCAAGGGAGGUAAACCAGAGGAGGAUAACUCUCCUAAGGAGUGUCAGGACCGCAGAAAUUAUUACCUGGACUUGGCUGGUGUGGAAAAUAACUCCUCAAAAUUUCAGGACAGCCCGAAUGCAGCAUUAGAAAGUGAGAAAAAAACAGAAAUGAAUAACUCGCAUGUGAUUACCUCAACUUCUCAGUCAGUUAAACCUUUCUCAGCAUUAUCGCCGGGACACUUCUUUGUGCCGAGACAUUUUAGGUCAAGGUCGCAUGAAACCAAAGGUGAAAUGGUUCCAGAGGACACUUUACCUGACCAUUGCCAAUCACCCAAUGAUGAUGCCACACCUCGCGCGGAACACUUGCGGUCAAGAUCAUUUGAUCCGCAGGAUUCCAAAGUCAGCAAUAUCAGAGCAACUAGUGGAAAUCCUAAUUUUCUUACCAAAUCACACACUCAAAAGCAAUCACCUACUCAAAGGCAAUCACAGACUCAAAAUGGUGCGAAAUUUCGACCAGUCAGUUUGCCUGGCCAGAUUCCGGAAAUGGUUUCGCCACAUUAUCACCGUCGACAUCGGCAUCGAGACAAAAAUCAUGAUCUGGCAAUGCAGCAGGUAGCGGAGUGGAUAGAACAUCAACAGAUGGUGGAAUAUGAGGGCGAGAAUGUUGUGAUACAGCGCCAUGAGCAUCAUCACAUUCACGAGCACCACCACCACCAUCAUUACCACCACUACUAUGAGGCCUAGUGGUUCCACAAGCUGUGGCGUACAAUGUCAUACAAUCGGAAAGUGUUGUCCCUGAUCCCUAUCUUUGACGACACUUUUCGCACAUGCAUUAAAAGUUAAAACCAGAACUGUUAUCCCUUUACGGCUCAGAUACACACUAAGACACAUGUGUAGUACCUUAAACAAUAAAAUUAAUUUUUAGAUCUGUCUUACUAUAUUCAAGUUUUAAAAGCUUUAUUUCAAACACCAAGAUAAUGAUGAGUAUCAAACAGGCAAAGACCUGAACAAACUGCUAGUUACACGCAGGCUGCUCUCGAUUUUUUAUGCCUGUUGCAUAUAGCCAUAUUUACUUUUCUUCUGAGCGGGAAAGGGUAACGUUUAUUUAAAGCAAUUUUGUUGAUGUCAUCUUUAAAUUUCAAUACUUUAGAGUUCUCAGAGAUUUCAUAUGCAUUGUAACAUUGGGAAAAAUUUUAUGGACGAAUGUUAUUCAGACAUUUUCAAAUAUUAUUUAAACAUUUGUCUGUGACAAUAAUUUUUAUGUUGAGAUCAGUAACUGUGUUUGAUAUAUAAGUUAUGAUACAAAGCAGUGGCACAUGUGGAGUAGCAAAAUAUAAGUUCAUGGGCACUGACUAUAUAUUGUACAGUUAGGUUAGAGUUUGAAGCAACAGUGAUAGAGUUUCAUAUAUUUGUUGCUAGCUUAAAUCCACUCAAGCAUUCUUUUAGAGCAGUGAAAUGAAAAAAUAAAUAUUUUUUGAGGAUGUUAAUCUUACAUACAUGAUACCACCACAACUGUACACAGAACCUAUCCUCAGAUUUUUAUUAAUGUACAGGUAAUGAUGAGUUUUAUUCGACCUUGUCAUCUUUAACCCUUUACCACUUAGAAACGUAUUUUGACGCAUUUGUAGUCCCAUAGAAAGUUAAAUUUAAUUAAAGACCUUUCUUACUAGAUUCAAGUUUUAAAGGCUUCAUUUCCAAUCCUUCGAUACUUAUGAGCAGCAAACAGCAUAAACCUGAACAGACUGCAAGUAACUGGCAGGCUGUUCGGGUUUUAUGCUAUUUGCACAUAGCUGUUUUCAAUUUCUUCUGAGUUGGAAAGGGUUAAAGGACAUACAUGUCUUAAAGCUAGCUGGUCUCUAUCCUGUUUCUGUUGCAUAACAACGCUAUAUGGGCAAUGAGAAAGUAGGGAACUCUUGAAUAGUUGUUUGGGGGUUGUAACAAUAUUCCAUGCUGUAUUGUGAGUAAUAAGGGGGUGGGGACAAACUGUCCAGAGUUGAAUUAUUUUGUAAAUAAAUUAAUUUAAUUAAUGUAGGGGUAAUAAUAAUAUUUCUUUGGAAGUAAUCAGAAUGAUGGAUCAAUUACUGAUAAAUAUGAGCUGCACUCUGAUAAAACCAGGCUAAAUGUAUGUGAGCAGUCUGGUAUGGAGCAAACCAGACUAAAUGUAAGUGAGCAGUCUGGUAUGGAGCAA
Molecule: messenger RNA, 3401 nt
Organism: Dreissena polymorpha
Lineage: Eukaryota; Metazoa; Mollusca; Bivalvia; Myida; Dreissenidae
Product: protein naked cuticle homolog 2-like
Exons: 8
Coding region: 143-1957 (604 amino acids)
Biological process (GO): negative regulation of Wnt signaling pathway
Cellular component (GO): cytoplasm
Molecular function (GO): calcium ion binding
Source: RefSeq, a predicted model, not a curated record